Aphanomyces invadans is the source of this 1449-nucleotide messenger RNA. RefSeq lists its product as hypothetical. Bases 315 to 617 code for a protein of 100 amino acids. NCBI's taxonomy places the organism in Eukaryota, Oomycota, Saprolegniomycetes, Saprolegniales, Verrucalvaceae. The record is from RefSeq and is a predicted model, not a curated record. The transcript has a single exon.
GAGUGGAAUACCGAGAGGGAAAUCGUUUUAGCGUAAUAUAUUUAAAAGAAGAUUGCCGAUUGCUGUGAAUCGACUUAGAGCGCAGAAUUGGCGUUCACGACAAAAAUCGACUGGUUGGUUGCGCUGCCGGCGGUGGUGGUGACGUCUCCGUCCAAUGCCUUCGCGGACGCUUUGGCCCAUUUUCGGCGCAAAUACAUGAUCGUGACGAAAAUGACGCCAAGGCCAGCAGCGAUUCCAGCAACAAUCAAGAUCGACUGCAGCGUUUUGGGCGAACUCGACGAGGUCUGUUCGGCCGAAGUCAACGCCGACGGGGCAUGCGUUGGCACGAAUCCCUCUUGCUUCAUCUGGAACGACACAAGCGUGUCCAACGUCGUAAACUUGGCGAGUUCGGCGAGGGUGACCCCAGUCUUGUCGUAAAAGACACAUACGGGCGCGUUGCUCAGAAUUCGCUGGACAUCGGCGUACAGAAUUUGGCACGCCGGCGUCGUGGCAAAUCUCUGAAGUUGCUCCACACUCGGGUACACUUUGGUUCGACGAAAUGUCUCGACAAAGUCAAACCCGGACGCGUUGGAGCAUGGGGCGUAGACGGGCAGUGCCUUAAUGGUCGACAUAACUGAAUCGAUCUGGCUGACGUCGCACGGGACAAUAGUUUGUUGAGGCGCAAUCAGCGUCGAUUGCGGCACUGCAGCCGAACUGUCUUGAAUGCGGCGGUAGGCCACGAGUUCGGCCAGGGAUGGGAAGCUCGCUUGUUUGGCGAGAGGCUGGCCAGGGUAGAAGUCGCAUCCUGAAUUCGAAGACCCGAUGAUUUGGACCAAGUCGUAGUACACGACCUUGCAUGCUUCGGCCUUGGAGAACAACUCAAUUUGUGCGUCCGAGACGAUGGAGCCUUUGGUUGUAAAGUAGUCGAUGAGGGAGAACCCAGGAGUGGCGGCGGCACACGCCUUGACCACGUCUUGCGGGAGUUCGUAAUAUGUCGCUUUAAUUCGAUCAAACGAUGCUUGAGUGCAUGCUGUCGAUGGCACAUCAGGCACGGCAGUGGUAGACGAUGCCUUGUCGUGUUCGGUGCGAUAUGCCGUGAGUUCUUUUAACGAUGGAAAGCCUGCUUGCCGUGCCAAGGGUUCACCCGGGUAGUACUCGCAUGCUUCUGCUCGUCCGAUGAUCUGCGUCAAGUCGUAGAAUACUACCUUGCAAGCUUCAGCCUUGGUGAAGUUUUCGACUUGAGCAUCGGAAGGGCUUGGGCUGCCUCGAGUCGUGAAAUAGUCGAUGAGCUUGAACCCGGGUGUGGUGGCGUCGCACGCAGAUGUGAUGUCAGUUGGCAGUUCAUAGAAAGUGGAUUUGAUGCCAUCGAGGGUAGACUUCGAGCAGGAUGGGAGAGCCUGGAUCGACACAGCUACGACGCUCGCAGCGACCAUCGCAGCGGUGGGUCUCAUGCUACGUGCGAUUUCGAAU